Molecule: messenger RNA, 3701 nt
Organism: Anastrepha obliqua
Lineage: Eukaryota; Metazoa; Arthropoda; Insecta; Diptera; Tephritidae
Gene: yata
Product: N-terminal kinase-like protein
Exons: 11
Coding region: 753-3368 (871 amino acids)
Biological process (GO): protein phosphorylation
Molecular function (GO): ATP binding; protein kinase activity
Source: RefSeq, a predicted model, not a curated record
AUUUACUCGCUGAAUUUUUCCAAUUGAACCUUCAAACAAUGCAACUCUGUAAAUUGCGAAUAGGAAACGUCAACAGAUAAGUUUUGCAGUAAAAAUAUAUUAAAACGAAAUUGAAAUCAUAUCGCUACGUCAGGAGAAAAAUUAAAAGUUGGUUUAAAGUGCUUAAAAUACACAUAAAAUUUCCAAUGACUAGAUAAAAUUUGUGAAAAAAUUAUUAAGGAGUAGUUAGAGUUAUUGUAAAACUAGAAAUAUUUGCGAAAAUUUCUGAUCUUGGCUAGAAAGUGUGUUGGAAAAUUGUUGCUGAUCUGCAGAUUCGUGUUGCUGUGUGUAGAACGAAAGCAGAACGUGAAAGAAAAAUAAGUCUGAGCAGUGGCAUUCCGAGAAGUGGGCAAACAGUGAAAAGUGGCAGGGAAAAUUGUUGGACAUAUUUGAUUAAACGACACAGGAAAAGUGUCGGUGGGGUGGUAUGUGUGUGUGUGUUGGUAAAGAAACAAAUUUUGCCGUUUAUUGUUAAGGCUCGCAAGGUGGUGAAACGAGUAAAAAAUUUUCAACGGGCAUUGCAAGCAGACAUCUGGCACAUAAAAAAUCGCGUUGAGCGUUAAAAAUUCGCAUGAAAUAUCUUUGGAGUUGUGUUUAAAUACAUAUUUCGUUUGCUACUCAGCAGCUGCGAGCUAUUCCCAACUUCUUCAUUUUUUUUUGUGUGACACACUGUACGCGACAACAUCAACAAAAUAUUCAGCCGUCGAUCGAAAAUGUGGUCGUUCUUCUCGCGCGACUCAAGCAAAGACUUUCCUUAUGACAUUGGUGAACAGGUGCCCGGCUUUGAGUCACGCUCCAUUUGGACAUUGCACAAAGCGAAACGUAAGGGCACACAAGAAGAAGUCUCGGUAUUUGUGUAUGAUAUACGAAGUGGUUCGGAUGCGAAAUGUGAGUUGGCAAAGGCAGCGUUGAAGCGGCUAAAAACGUUAAGGCACCCGAGUAUUCUACAGUACCUGGAUUCGUUAGAAACUGAAAAAACCCUUUAUGUGGCUACCGAAUCGGUUGAACCGUUGGGCACUCACAUCGAUAAGUUGGCAUCUGAUGGACCGCAAAAGGAUCUAUAUCUGGCUUGGGGUGUCUUUCAAAUCACACGUGCACUUUCAUUCCUGAACAAUGACGGUAACCUUAGACAUAACAAUGUGUGCGUGUGGUCCGUAUUUGUGAAUUCAUCUGGCGAAUGGAAACUUGGCAGUCUCGAAUACGUCUCACCUGCGGAUGGAAAUCCUUUGCCUCCACUUAAAGUGCCACCGGCAUUGGAAGUCUACGAUCCGCCAGAGAAAAACGACCAGAGCAAACUGAAAGCGGCUACAAAAUGCUCGGUAGACAUGUGGGGUUUAGGUUGUUUAGUGUGGGAGUCAUUCAAUGGGCCAUUAAAAACGCGCUCAAAUUUGAAAGACAUUGAUAACAUACCAAAAUCUUUGCAAUCUCUAUAUUGCGAAUUGGUAGGUGCAUCGCCCUCGAAUCGCCCCAACCCAGCUGAUAUCAUAACCAGGUGCCGCAAGCCGGGUGGUUUCUUCAAAAACGACCUUGUGGAUACGCUGCUAUUUCUCGAGGAGAUACAAAUCAAAGACAAGGCGGAGAAAAAUCGAUUUUUUAGCGGCUUAACUUUACAUCUGGAUAAUUUUCCUGACAACGUGUGCAAGCAUAAAAUACUACCGCAACUAAUAACUGCAUACGAGUAUGGGGAUGCAGGCUCGGCUGUGCUGGCACCCAUGUUUAAGCUUGGCAAAUUACUGGAUGAAGCGGAAUACCAGAAACGUAUUGUGCCGUGUGUGGUGAAACUAUUCGCUUCCACGGAUCGUGUGACGCGUUCACGCUUACUACAGCAAUUAGAUUUGUUUAUAGCGCACCUGCAACCGCAAGUGGUGAAUGAUCAAAUCUUUCCGCAAGUGGCGCAUGGAUUCUUGGAUACCAACGCCACUAUACGUGAGCAAACAGUCAAGUCCAUUAUCCACUUAGCGCCGAAACUUAACUACAACAACCUGAACGUCGAGGUAUUGCGGCAUUUUGCGCGUUUGCAAGCACGCGACGAUCAGGGUGGCAUACGCACCAACACCACAGUGUGCUUGGGCAAAAUCGCGCCUCACUUGCAUCCACAGGUACGGCAACGCGUGCUAGUUUCCGCUUUUAUACGCGCGAUGCGUGAUCCCUUUCCCCCAGCACGGGUGGCCGGUGUGCUUGCAUUGGCUGCGACACAACAAUACUUCCUGCUGAGUGAAGUGGCAAAUCGAGUGCUCCCAUCUUUGUGUUCGCUCUCCGUUGACCCCGAGAAGACGGUGCGUGAUCCUGCUUUCAAAACGAUACGUGGGUUUCUGGGCAAAUUAGAAAAAGUCUCCGAAGACCCAAGUCUGCGAGAAACAAUGGAAGCUGAUGUGCACACUGCUACGCCGUCGAUCGGCAACGCCGCUGCCACGUGGGCGGGUUGGGCCGUCACAGCAGUUACUGCGAAAUUUUAUCGCAGCCAAAGCGAUUCCUCACGGCCGCGGCCACCUCUAACUGGGCGAAAUCUUUCGAAACCGGCAUCUCUGGAGCAACCCUCGAGUAGUAGCUUGUCGACGACGACGUCAAGCGUUACAUCUAUGACAUCGCUGGAGCACGAGAGCAACGAUACAUCGGCGUCUGCUUCGGACUACGGCAAUAACGAUUGGGAUAACGAAAAUUGGGGCGAAAUGGACACAUCACAGGACCCCAGUAGUCCAAUGGCUGGCACCUCAAAUAAUGGUCAAAUGAAUGCGGCGAAUGCGCUCAAUGAAGUACGCGACGGUUGGGAUAACGAGGAGUGGGGCAGUUUGGAAGAGGAGCCGGGUGAAGAGGAAGAAGAACAAGAGGAACAAUCACAACCAACGCACUCAAGACAAUCACCGCACUCGCCGCAUGCGCCGUUGGGCACGCCAACAACGCGUCCCCACCAACAGCAAUUGCAGCAACAUCAACUGAAUGAACUUAUCGAGCCGCUGUCGAAACUAAACACCCACACGGUGACUUCGCCAUCAAAAGGUCAUAAUCAACAAGCGCCUAACUUACGACCAAAGGAGCUCACAAAUAUAGCCAUCACUCAAACGACCACAACAACAACGGUAUUGACGAAUUGCAACAACGUCAGUCCGCCGCAUAUAAAUAACUCAACGAAUUCGAAUGCCAAUUGGAAUAGCGAUUCUUGGGCUGAUGGCGAAUUUGAGCCAGUCGAUGAACCAUUGACGGGGAAUCCCAAACUGGAUGAGGCACGCCGAAAACGAGAAGAGAAAAAGUUGCAGCGUCAACGUGAAUUGGAGGCGCGACGUGCGCAACGCAGUAGUGGUCCAAUGAAAUUGGGUGCUAAAAAGCUUUAAGAUGUGAAUACAUUUUUUUUCACUAAAUGGAUGUACGUUUAAUAAUAUCCAUACUUAUUUCCAUGUAUUGUAUUAUCGAUUGACAUACCAGCCAUAUGCAUAGGUAUGUAUAAUAUACAAAUGUACAUUGAAACUAUGUGUGGCAUAGCGUGACGGAAUGUUUAAGGCAAAAAGUAUGUGCUAGGCGUCAAACCAAAUAUUAUGUAAUUGUCGAGGCGCAAGUUUAAAUUGUAAUUUUAUAGGCACGCCCAAGAUAUUGACAGAUUCUUUUUAUAUAUUAAAUAUCAGAAAAUCAGAAAAAAUGCUGUAAAAUAUAAACACAAAAAAAUUUCA